AUGGAGGACUACAUUAUGAAUUUGUCUUCUUCAUACCUCAGCUCACCUGACAAUCUGGGCAAAGAUCAUGACACAUACAACAACGUGCUCAUGCCCAGCAUCUUUGGAGUCAUUUGUUUCUUUGGGAUCAUUGGAAACUGUAUUCUUAUUUACACCAUUGUAAAGAAGACCAAGUUCUGCUCUCAUCCAUCAGUCCCAGACAUAUUUAUCUUCAGCUUGUCCAUCGCAGACCUCCUCUUCCUGCUCGGCAUGCCUUUUCUCAUUCACCAGCUUGUGGGCAAUGGCUCCUGGUGCUUUGGUGGCACCAUGUGCACUGUCAUCACAGCGCUUGAUUCCAACAGCCAGAUAGUCAGCACAUACAUUCUGACUGUAAUGACUCUGGACCGUUACCUGGCCACUGUCCACCCCAUCCGCUUCAAACAUGUCCGAACCCCCUUGGUGGCAGGGGCAGCAGUGGCACUGGUGUGGGUGUUUUCUCUGGUCUCCAUCACCCCGGUCUGGAUGUACACGGGACUCAUGCGUCUCAAGGACGGCUCAGUCGGCUGUGCCCUCCUGCUCCCAAACCCAGCCACAGAUACAUACUGGUUCACCUUAUACCAGUUCUUCCUGGGCUUUGCUCUCCCUUUAGUGGUCAUCUGCAGUGUCUUUUUCAAGAUUCUACAAAACAUGUCAGCUACGGUUGCUCCGCUGCCCCAGCGCAGCCUGAGGGUGCGUACAAGAAAGGUGACCCGCAUGGCAGUGGCCAUUUGCCUGGCAUUCUUCUUAUGCUGGGCCCCCUAUUAUAUCCUGCAGCUGGCCCACCUUGGAGUACAGCGACCCACCUUUGCUUUCCUGUACAUCUACAACAUCGCUAUCAGCCUGGGCUACGCCAAUAGCUGCAUCAACCCUUUUAUCUACAUUGUGUUAAGUGAAACAUUUAAGAGACAGUUCAUUGUAGCUAUUCGGCCAUCCCUCAGAGGCUUCAGAGUCGCCCCUGCUCAGGCUGAUGGCAUGAGUUUGAGGGUGGCACCAGACAUCUCUCAGCCAUCUCACUCUCAGUCAUCACAGGAACUGCUCCAAAACAUGCUGCCUGUCACUGUGGCCAUGCACUGAGACUGACAGUUAUCUGACCACCCGCCACCACUGCUAACCACCACCCCCAGCAGCGAGCCAUCUGCCAGUACAGACGUCUCACUUUUUUCCCCUCGGAAAGCACCUACUGUUUACAUCAACACAUAACGAAAGGAGGAAUUUCCAUUCCAGACACUGUGUUAAUGUGCCGAGUGGUGAUAUAACCACUCAGAAGUGGAGUUUGGAGACGUGUUUGUUGUGAGGAAUAAAUACUGUUGUCACCCUAUGAGAAUGUAAAAAGAAACAAUCUGCAACUUGUGACUGACACAUACCAUUUUUAGAAUCUGACUAUGUGUAAACUAUGCGCUAUCACAGUGAUUUAUCAUUAUGGU
Messenger RNA from Archocentrus centrarchus (flier cichlid), 1442 nucleotides. RefSeq names its product melanin-concentrating hormone receptor 1b (gene mchr1b). Gene Ontology annotation, molecular function: melanin-concentrating hormone receptor activity; neuropeptide binding. Bases 1 to 1092 code for a protein of 363 amino acids. The record is from RefSeq and is a predicted model, not a curated record. Gene Ontology annotation, cellular component: plasma membrane; neuron projection. Lineage: Eukaryota; Metazoa; Chordata; Actinopteri; Cichliformes; Cichlidae. Gene Ontology annotation, biological process: neuropeptide signaling pathway. The transcript has 2 exons.